Camellia sinensis is the source of this 1742-nucleotide messenger RNA. RefSeq names its product NPL4-like protein A. Lineage: Eukaryota; Viridiplantae; Streptophyta; Magnoliopsida; Ericales; Theaceae. Gene Ontology annotation, cellular component: nucleus. Gene Ontology annotation, molecular function: ubiquitin protein ligase binding; ubiquitin binding. Gene Ontology annotation, biological process: ubiquitin-dependent protein catabolic process. The record is from RefSeq and is a predicted model, not a curated record.
CUUCAUGUUCUUUUCUUCUUCACAUGUUCAUGCUUUGGAAGUGAUUCCAAACCAAAACAAUAAUUUUACAAAGUGAUUCCAUACUUUAAUUUUACUCCACCCACAUUCUGUUCAACUCUCUUACAUUAGAAUGAACAAAUGAAUUAAAAAGAUAUCAUUCAUAUGCACACCAUUGACAAGAUCGACAAGUGUAAAACCUGUAAAAUUAUAAUGGCGAAGAUGAUUAUCAGAGUUCGAAGCAGAGAUGGGUUAGAGCGAGUUUCAAUCGAAAACCCAAACAUCACAAUUUCCCAACUCAAAACCCUAAUCGAAUCCCAACUCAAAGUCCCCAUUCCCACCCAAACCCUAUCCACAAAUCAGAACCUCUUGCUCGCCAAAACCCCCUCUGAAAUCCCCAAAUUCACCGACAUGUCCAACCCUAAUACCCCAAUCUCCACCCUCCGAAUCGCCCACGGCUCCAUCAUCUACCUCGCCUACCCCGGCGAACGCGCCGUCGCCGGUCCCAAUUUCCGCCCGCCGGCUUCAUCCGCCCGCCGCAAGAUGACCUUGGACGAUCUAAUCGCCAAGCAAAUGCGAAUCACCCGCCAAGAAAACCCUAAUUGCAAACAUGUAUCGUUCGAUCGUGGUGCGGCCAAUUCGUUUCAGAACUACGUGAACGAGUCGCUUGGAUUUGCUGUCAAGCGCGGCGGAGUUAUGUACGGCACAGUGUCGCCGAAGGGGAAAGUUGAGGUUGAUUUUAUCUAUGAGCCGCCGCAACAGGGGACGGGGGAGAAUUUGAUCCUCUUUAGAGACCCUAAUGAGGAGAAAUUGGUUGAAGCAAUUGCAAUUGGGUUGGGGAUGAGGAAAGUAGGGUUUGUAUUCACUCAGAUGAUCAGUCAGAGCAAGAAGGAUUACACGAUGUCGAAUGCGGAGAUUUUGCAGGCGGCGGAGAUGCAGGGGGAGAGUGGCUUGAAGGAGUGGGUGACGGCGGUGGUGAAAUUGGAGGUGGAUGAAGACGGCGGUGGCAACGUGCUUUUUGAGGCGUUUCAGAUGAGUGAUAUGGGUGUUAGAUUGUACAAAGAAGGGUGGUUUGAGAAGGAAAUUGGGAGAAAUUUUGAUCCAAAGGUGUCAAGAAUGAAGAAAGAUGUGGUUGUUGGAAGCAAGAAUACUAGGGAAGUUGAUAAUGACUUUUUCUUGGUGGUUGUUAAGAUAGUUGAUCACCAGGGCCCCCUUUCAUCAACCUUUCCUAUUGAGAACAGGAACACACCAGUGACAAUGAAAGCCCUGAAGCAUCAUCUGAACCGAACAAGAAAUCUUCCAUUUGUGAAGCGAAUUUCUGAUUUUCAUCUGCUGCUCUUGCUGGCAAGGUUUUUAGAUGUCAGCACUGAUGUUCCCGCAUUGGCAGGGUGUGUACAAACACAGACACCUGUGCCAGAAGGUUACAAGCUUCUAAUCGAGUCCAUGGCCAGUGCUUGUUGAUACUGAUUGCAACUGAUCCUUCUUAUCAAUCCUUUGGAUGGCUUCUAAUUUGGCUCUUUGGGUUGGUUGUAACUGAAAUAUUGAGAGCAUCAUAUUGCUUCAAUUUGUUAGUAGAUAUUUAGAUUUUACAAAGCCAUGUUAUAGUACAAAUACUUGCUUUGGCGGUUGAUCAAGAUGGAGUUGGAAUUUGGAUCAUGAGUUUAUGUAUAUAUGUAUAUAUAUUCUCGUAAAUAUUUACUAGGGAAAUUCUAAUAUACGCCUCAAAUUAUGUCAUUUUCUUAUUA